AUGAUUAAAACUAAAUAUGUAAUAUUAUUAUUUUUAAGUUUAAUAUUAAAUUUUAAAAUACAAAAUUUACACGGACAUAGAGCUGGGAAAACCUUAAUUUUUCCGCCAACAUCACCAACAAGAGUUCAAUUUAUUUAUGGUAUAGGUAUACCAUUAGAGGAUCUUGACGUAGAGAGUUUAACAACUGGUUAUGUUUUAAAAGCAGAAUAUUUUCUUCCAACGAAAGCAGAAGAAUUUCGUCCAACUCAAUUAACACCUCAGGAUAUUGGUUAUUAUCCAAACUCUAAACGAGAUCUUUCAAAAUACAAUGAUGCAAAAGACAAAGAAAAUAUUGACCCUAUUGGAUUAUUUAAUAUUAAACAGAGUCGAAGGAAAGCAAAAUUGUUAUCAAAAUAUCGUUGGGCCGUAUACGAAAGCUUCGAAGUUCUACUGAAAAGGGCUGGAUAUGAUGGAGAAGCUUGCUUAUUACGUAGUAUAUGUGAAAUAGCAGCUGUUCCAUUUCAUCCGAAUAGCGGUUUGAUGGCCGAACUAAUUCACAUAUUAAUGAGUCCAUCAACAUCUUGUGACGUGCUUGGUAAACACAAACAAAAUCAAUUUUAUAAGGCUGAGAUACUGGGUAAACAAGGCGAACCAUGUGAAAUUAUUUUCAAGGAAUGCCAAGCAUCUGUUUUAGAAAAAUUCACUUUUAUUAGAGAUUUGUUUAAUAUGUUUGGUUAA
Molecule: messenger RNA, 717 nt
Organism: Condylostylus longicornis
Lineage: Eukaryota; Metazoa; Arthropoda; Insecta; Diptera; Dolichopodidae
Exons: 5
Coding region: 1-717 (238 amino acids)
Source: RefSeq, a predicted model, not a curated record